AUGAACGUCGCUGCUAAAGAUAGCAUGGCUGACAAUGAGUUGGAAGAAACAGAAGACAACCUUGUCAACUUGAUACUUGAAAAGGGAAGACUUUUAGCUAGUUCAAAUAAAGUGGAGGGUUGCCUUGUACCUGAAGCUGCAAAGAAGGCAAAUAUUCCUCGUAUCACAGCCUAUAGAACGAGGAAUGAAUUUAACGAAAGUGGUGAUGUUGGAUGUAAUGGUUAUAAAGAAGGAAUGAAAAAGAUAUUAUGUUGUGAUGGACAACAUAAGGAUCCAUGA
Messenger RNA from Cokeromyces recurvatus, 279 nucleotides. RefSeq lists its product as uncharacterized. The record is from RefSeq and is a predicted model, not a curated record. The coding region runs from base 1 to 279 and encodes 92 amino acids. Lineage: Eukaryota; Fungi; Mucoromycota; Mucoromycetes; Mucorales; Mucoraceae. The transcript is spliced from 3 exons.